CGUGCUUAUUAUUCACCAUGACCUGACAGCAGGGCGUGAGAGAGAGACAGAGACAGACGGACGGAGGGCACUCAACACAGGAGACCCUGUUUAAGUUUAAAUAAUUGAAGAAUCAUUAUUUUAGUGUUAAAAUUACAUCUGAGAAAUAGACGAAAGAGGGUAAGCUGAACCAGAGCUGAAGCGGCCUUAACCAUGAGAGCUACUCUGUGGUUGGUCUGUCUGUGUACAGCUCGUGUGUGGUGUCAAUCCACCUCCAGUCCUGCUAUUACACCAACAAGCGCACCAACUAUAAAUCCAACCACAAUAACUACUGCUGCACCAACUACUACACCAAGACCUCCUCCUCCUGAUGUUACCGAGGUAAUUGUGAAAACCCGCAAUGAGACUCACAUAGAGCUAGAGUGGACCAAAGUCAACAACAUCAACACUUACAUACUGAAACCGAGCGGUGGAACAGAAACCCCCAUCACUGGAUCAGAUGGGAACACAGUGACACACACAGUGUCAUCUCUCUCUGCUGGAACUAAAUACUUGUUCACUCUCUUCACGGUGUUUGAGGGAGUGAAAAGCACAGGAUUUGAGUUCUCAGCAGUUACAGCUCCCCGUGCUGUUACCAAGAUGAUUGUGAAAGACCGCUCUGAGACUCACAUAGAGCUAGAGUGGACCAAAGUCAACAACAUCAACACUUACAUACUGAAACCGAGCGGUGGAACAGAGACCGACAUCACUGGAUCAGAUGGGAACAUAGUGACACACAGAGUGUCAUCUCUCACUGCUGGAACAAAAUAUUCGUUCACUCUCUUCACGGUGUUUGAGGGAGUGAAAAGCGCAGGAUAUGAGUUCUCAGCAGUUACAGUGCCCUCUGAUGUUGACGAUGUCACUGAUAAAGAGAGCUUUGAGACUCACUUAGUGCUUCAGUGGACCAACGUGAACAAUGACACCAGUUAUAAUUACACACUGAGAGACAGUGACGGCAACAACACCUUCAUCCCUGGAUCAAAUGGAGGGAACACAGUGACACACACAGUCCCAUCUCUCUCCCCUGGGACUAAGUACACAUUCACUCUUUUCACUGUGUUUGAAGGAGUACAGAGCAAGGGAUUUCACUUUUCAGAGGCUACAGUUCCCUCAGCAGCCGAAGUGAAGGUGACAAAUCGGGCUGAGACAGAGUUAACACUGCAGUGGAGCACAGUGAACAGCACUGACUACAUACUUUUGGACAGCUCUGGCGAAAACAUCUCAUUCUCCGGUCCACUAGAAAGAACAAUGACACAAACAGUAUCAUCUCUCUCUCCCGGGACAGAAUACAGCUUUACUCUUCGCACCAUCUUUGAAACUAAGACUAACGAAUAUAAUUUCUCUUCUGUUACAACAAUCGACUGUGCUGCCUCAAAGUGGACGAUCACCAACUUCACCAUUAAGGCAGAGGUUGUGGGGCUGUUCUCCACGGCAGCAGCUACGAAUGGGACUGAUGUAACUGGCACAGUGGGGGAAAACAAAGUGUCCUUCACUGAUCUUUACCCUGGGGCUACUUACAAUGUGUCACUCUAUUAUCAGUUAAAUCAACAAGAUCUUUUACAGUGUUCUCACAGUUUAACUUUAAUUCCUGCCGUAGUGACCAGUUUGCACUGUGAGCGUGGAGACUACUCUGUGAGACUAAAGUGGGAGAAACCAUUUGGUGUGUGGACUGAAGUGGAGGUGAAUGUGAGUGGGAGAGGUUCUGAGUCAGUAUCAGGAACAGAACUUAUAGUAUCUGGACUUCAGCCUGCUCAGACCUACAGCAUCAAUGUCGCAUCACUCUCUGGAGCUAUGAGGAGUUCACCUGAAGGCAUCAGCUGUCAUACUCAUUCAACGGUGAUCUGGCUACCAGUGCUGCUCAUCAUCCUAAUGGGCCUCCUGACGGCCCUGGGAGUGUUUAUGUUACGAAGAAAGCCCGAAUUACUCAGCAAAGUACACAUGCCGAUGUCCAAAAGACCCACCGAGAUGCAGUCCUCUCAAGGAAAAUUUGAGGCAAUUCCAGUGAAGACAUUUUCAGAACAUUUCCACCACAUGACCCGUGAUGAGAACCGAGAGCUCACAGCAGAAUAUAUGGGAUUUAACACUGCAGGAGCAGACCAAACACAGCGUGAAGCCACUCUUUCAGAGAACAUGAGCAAAAAUAGAUUCACCGAUAUACUACCAUAUGACUCUUCUCGUGUGAGGCUCAAUACACGUGGCCAUGACUCAGACUACAUCAACGCCAACUACAUACCUGGCUAUGGGCGCAAGAACAAGGAGUACAUUGCGACUCAAGGUCCACUCCCCUCCACUGUCAGUGACUUCUGGAGAAUGAUCUGGGAGCAAAAGUCAGGACAGAUUGUCAUGGUAACCAACUGUAUAGAGAAUGGAAAGACUAAAUGUGAGAAGUACUGGCCCCAGGAUCAUACUCCAUGCCGCUAUGAUGAUCUGCUCAUUACCAUGAAGUCAGAGCAUAAAGAGACCUACUGGACCACGCGUGAAUUCAUUGUGAAAAAUGAGGCUAGCUCAGAGGAGAGAGUGAUAAAGCAGUUCCACUUCACGGCCUGGCCAGACCAUGGCGUUCCUUAUGGGACCGAGACACUGAUCCAGUUCCGUGGACUCAUCCGGCAUCACAUUGACAAUUCUCAAAACCCAGGGCCCACAGUUACGCACUGCAGUGCUGGAGUUGGCAGAACAGGCACUCUGAUAGCUCUGGAUGUGCUCCUCCAGCAGCUGGAGAGAGAGAAAGCCGUGGACAUUGCAGGGUUUGUCCAUAGCAUGAGAUGCCGUAGGCCCCGCAUGGUGCAGACAGAGAGCCAGUAUUUAUUUCUGCAUCAGUGCAUCAAGGACCAUCUGACAGAGAAACCAGUGGAGCCGUUAUAUGCCAACGCUGUGAUUUAUGAAAACGAAGAAGCCCUGAAGCAGUACCGUUCUGACCAGAUAGCAGGUCGAUGAUAUUCAUCAGUUGUUUCACAAGCUUACAGAUAAAGAAGACAUUUCAACAGAUAAUGACCUUUGAACUCAAACUGCCCACCAGAACUACAUGCACUAAUGCCACUAUAUCAUGACUGUAAAUAGUUUUUGUUCACUCAUGUGCUCAGGUUUGAUUUGUGUGUUACAUCUUCUGGUCAGUUUCGGCAUGAUCUCAAGUCAUGAACUCACUAAGGCAAACAAAAAAAACAAGCUUAUUAUACAAAGCAGUGUAGAAUAUAGUGCAAUCUGGACAUUAUGUAGACUACCUUUCAGCGCAAUACCUAUAGGUCUACGUGACCAAUUGUUAGACAAAGUCUUUGUAAUGUUAAUGUUAUGCUUUACCACUUGACAGAAAUAAUGCCUGAAGCUGUGUUUUGUGUGUCCUAACUUGAAAUGGUGUGUGUUUUAUGAAAAAGCCAGACAUAAGCCAAUUCUUCACAGCUAAACAUAUUCACAGCUAAUUACUGCUACUCACAAACUAUGCUUGUGGAGGGCAAAAUGCACUGUAAUUAAUUUCACUUCAAUUUGAAGGCAAUAAUCCACCACAGAAGUUUCAUUUUGUUUUCAACACUAGCCUCUUUGAAAAGGUACUCUCAUUCCUGGGGAGAUAACGCUGCUCUUUGUGCUGCAGACAGAAGUACCCAGGCAUAGGCCGCUGAUAUCAUUUAGUGCAUGACAACUUCCCUUUGGCAGGUGUAGUCUGAAAGGCUUCUGUUCUAAUCAUCUGGGAAAUCUGUAACGUGGGAGUUCAGGUUUCAGUUGUGGAUAAUUUAAGCAUGGUUUUAAUUUUACAACCUAAAACCAAGAUUGGAAGAACAUCUUGGAUUAUGGAAUGGAAUGAUUAAUAGUUGUAAAAUGUAAAUAAAACAAUUUUUUCUCAUC
Clupea harengus (Atlantic herring) is the source of this 3852-nucleotide messenger RNA. RefSeq names its product receptor-type tyrosine-protein phosphatase H-like. Gene Ontology annotation, molecular function: protein tyrosine phosphatase activity; protein binding. The record is from RefSeq and is a predicted model, not a curated record. The coding region runs from base 193 to 2952 and encodes 919 amino acids. Lineage: Eukaryota; Metazoa; Chordata; Actinopteri; Clupeiformes; Clupeidae. Gene Ontology annotation, biological process: peptidyl-tyrosine dephosphorylation involved in inactivation of protein kinase activity. Gene Ontology annotation, cellular component: signaling receptor complex. The transcript is spliced from 18 exons.